Messenger RNA from Odobenus rosmarus divergens (Pacific walrus), 2101 nucleotides. It is a transcript of the gene SEPTIN5, whose product is annotated as septin 5. NCBI's taxonomy places the organism in Eukaryota, Metazoa, Chordata, Mammalia, Carnivora, Odobenidae. The record is from RefSeq and is a predicted model, not a curated record. Gene Ontology annotation, molecular function: GTPase activity; GTP binding; molecular adaptor activity. The transcript is spliced from 12 exons. Gene Ontology annotation, biological process: regulation of exocytosis; cytoskeleton-dependent cytokinesis. Gene Ontology annotation, cellular component: synaptic vesicle; septin complex; septin ring. Bases 6 to 1115 code for a protein of 369 amino acids.
CCACCAUGAGCACAGGCCUGCGGUACAAGAGCAAGCUGGCGACCCCAGAGGACAAGCAGGAUAUCGACAAGCAGUACGUGGGCUUCGCCACACUGCCCAAUCAGGUGCACCGGAAGUCUGUGAAGAAGGGCUUCGAUUUCACGCUCAUGGUGGCCGGUGAGUCGGGCCUGGGGAAGUCCACACUGGUCCACAGCCUCUUCCUGACCGACUUGUACAAGGACCGGAAGCUGCUCAGUGCUGAGGAGCGCAUCAGCCAGACUGUAGAGAUCCUGAAGCACACAGUGGACAUUGAGGAGAAGGGGGUAAAGCUGAAGCUCACCAUUGUAGACACGCCAGGCUUCGGGGAUGCUGUCAACAACUCAGAGUGCUGGAAGCCCAUCACGGACUACGUGGACCAGCAGUUCGAGCAGUAUUUCCGCGAUGAGAGCGGGCUCAACCGCAAGAACAUCCAAGACAACCGUGUGCACUGCUGCCUGUACUUCAUCUCCCCUUUUGGGCACGGGCUGCGGCCCGUGGAUGUGGGUUUCAUGAAGGCCCUGCACGAGAAGGUGAACAUCGUGCCCCUCAUUGCCAAAGCUGACUGUCUCGUCCCCGGCGAGAUCCGGAAGCUGAAGGAGCGGAUCCGGGAGGAGAUUGACAAGUUCGGCAUCCACGUGUACCAGUUCCCUGAGUGUGACUCCGAUGAGGACGAGGACUUUAAGCAGCAAGAUCGGGAACUGAAGGAGAGUGCGCCAUUCGCAGUUAUCGGCAGCAACACAGUGGUGGAGGCCAAGGGGCAGCGGGUCCGGGGGCGACUGUACCCCUGGGGGAUCGUGGAGGUGGAGAACCAGGCACACUGCGACUUCGUGAAGCUGCGCAACAUGCUCAUCCGCACGCACAUGCAUGACCUCAAGGACGUGACAUGCGACGUGCACUAUGAGAACUAUCGGGCACACUGCAUCCAGCAGAUGACCAGCAAACUGACCCAGGACAGCCGCAUGGAGAGCCCCAUCCCCAUUCUGCCCCUGCCUACCCCUGACGCUGAGACAGAAAAGCUCAUCAGGAUGAAGGAUGAGGAGCUAAGGCGCAUGCAGGAGAUGCUGCAGAAGAUGAAGCAGCAAAUGCAGGACCAGUGACCCCACUGGGUCACUGUGACCAGCCCCACAUUGCCGUGGAUAGACUGCCAGUUUCCAGGCUGGCCCUUCCCAUCCCUGGACCCCAACUGGCCUGGACUCAACCCUGGAAUCAUCUGGAUCUCCAACAGGCCUGGGCACAACCCCAGUCCCAGAGUGACCUAGACCAGGACUGUUCCCAACUUUUCCUGACCUGACCCAGAGACGCGGGGUCACGGCCCCCAGCCAGCCCUAAUUUAUUCUCAGCAUCGGUCCUUCCCCUCAUUUGUAUCUGCUUCCAAGAGGCCUAGAGAGCAGCCCCCCACAGCUGGCCCCCUUUGCCCUUGGGAGAGCAGCAGCUAGGUUGGGACAUGACUUUUAAGAUUUACCCCUGAACUCCAACUCCAGGCCCUACUCAGGCGGGUGGGUAAAACAAGGCAGAAUAGGGGAGCAGAUGCCCAGCAUCCCGGACCUAUUUCCCCACCCCAGUGCUGCAGAGUGGACGUGGGAGUCCUCAUGUGCCCACUCCCUUGGGCCACCCAGCUUAUGCUGAGACCUCACUUUGUGCCGAGGUGGGCCAGGUCCUUCCUUACCUCCUCACCCCCUUCCCGGGUAGCUCAGUGGGCGGGUUGGGCAACAGAAGCGCUCAUGAUCCCUCCAGACCGAAGGAGGGCAGCUGGCCACAGGCAAGGAUUUCAUGGGGCUGGUGGGCUGGGACGCCUGUGAUCGCCCAUACUCGUCACCCGUGGCUGUGGCCUGGCCUGAGGGCUCCAGGAGCAGUGGGUGGUGGGCAGCCUGGCAACCCCCUAUCCCUAGACUGCCAUUCCCUGCCUGUGGCUGGAGGUUCCUUCUCCCCAGCAGCACUGUUGCCCUGAAUUCCCUAGCCCAUCCAACCCCCACCCCCUACCCCCAGCAUGAUACCUUACCCCAAACCCCAUUCUCCAGUUUUGUUCGGUUGUGAAUGCUGCGUCCUGUCCUGGUGACAGGAGAACAAUGUUGGUGAAGUCGCA